Molecule: messenger RNA, 519 nt
Organism: Sugiyamaella lignohabitans
Lineage: Eukaryota; Fungi; Ascomycota; Dipodascomycetes; Dipodascales; Trichomonascaceae
Gene: SEC17
Product: Sec17p
Exons: 1
Coding region: 1-519 (172 amino acids)
Biological process (GO): SNARE complex disassembly; intracellular protein transport
Cellular component (GO): vacuolar membrane; SNARE complex
Molecular function (GO): syntaxin binding; soluble NSF attachment protein activity
Source: RefSeq, a predicted model, not a curated record
AUGGAUUUAGGAGGAUUAUACGAAACUGAACUGCGGGAUCUUACUGAGGCAAUUGUUGCCUAUGACAAUGCCGGUGAAUGGUACUUCCAAGAUCAAGCGGAAGCCUUAUCCAACAAAGCAUUUCUAAAGGUAGCAGACCUAUCGGCAUUGAAUGGUGAUUAUGUUACUGCCAUUGAGAAGUUCGAAAGGGUGGCUAAACAAUCAUUAAACAACAGCCUGAACAAAUGGAGUCUGAAAGAGUAUUUCUUGAAGGCUGGUGUUUGUAGAGUGGCUGAGCAAGAUCUAGUAUCAGCAGACAGAGCUCUAGAACAAUACUUAGAAUGGGAGCCAUCAUUUGGUACUACGAGGGAAUACCAGUUGUUGUCGAAUAUUAUUGCUGCAGUUCAAGAAGGUGAUGAACAGCUUUUUACCGAUAAACUGAUGGAGUUCGAUCAAUUCUCCAAGCUUGACCGCUGGAUGGUCACCAUCACCCUGAGAAUCAAGGAGCACCUUCAGUCGGCUGAGGACGAUAUGUUGUAG